This is a messenger RNA of Jatropha curcas, 838 nucleotides long. RefSeq names its product histone H3.3. Gene Ontology annotation, molecular function: structural constituent of chromatin; protein heterodimerization activity; DNA binding. Lineage: Eukaryota; Viridiplantae; Streptophyta; Magnoliopsida; Malpighiales; Euphorbiaceae. Gene Ontology annotation, cellular component: nucleosome. The record is from RefSeq and is a predicted model, not a curated record.
AGUGGGAGUCAAUCGUGGCCGUACGUUAGUAGUUCAUACUCCGCCCAUGAUUGAUUGCCCCUAUAAAUAGCGGCCAAAAUUAGUCAAAUUGACCCUAAACAUCAAACUUCUUGUUGGAGAUUUGAAGAUUCCCUCUGGUUUAUCAAGAUGGCACGUACCAAGCAAACUGCUCGUAAAUCCACUGGAGGCAAGGCGCCGAGGAAGCAGCUUGCGACAAAGGCUGCUCGUAAGUCUGCCCCAACCACAGGUGGUGUGAAGAAGCCCCACAGAUAUCGUCCUGGAACUGUUGCACUUCGUGAAAUUCGCAAGUACCAAAAGAGUACUGAACUCCUUAUCAGGAAACUCCCAUUCCAGAGGCUUGUUCGUGAAAUUGCUCAGGAUUUUAAGACUGACUUGCGAUUCCAGAGCCAUGCGGUUUUGGCCUUACAAGAGGCAGCAGAAGCAUACCUUGUUGGAUUGUUUGAGGAUACUAAUCUGUGUGCCAUCCACGCAAAGCGUGUUACCAUAAUGCCCAAGGACAUUCAGCUUGCCAGGAGAAUCCGUGGUGAGAGGGCUUAAAAGCUCAAUUUGCUACAAGGUGGUCAGCUGAUUGUUGAUGAUUGUGUAGCGGAUGUGUUUGUUGUAGGAUCUUACUCUGUCUUGUCAGUUCUUGUUUUUGAAUGUGAAAGUGGAUGAUCAGUAGGGUCAGACUGUAUUAGGGUACUUUAAGUUGGGGAUGGCUGGUACAGUGGAAUGUUGCUAUUAAACCCUGAACAACCUAACGUUGUUCGUUAAAAAUGUUUUUGCUGUUCAUGAAUUUGAUGUGUUUCAUCUAUAAAUUUGUUUGGUAUUAUGAAUA